AUGUCUGCCCCCGGCGAAUUCAAGCCGGUGAUCCACGACGCGGAAACCGUGGGCAACCACGAGACCGCGGUCAACGAAAAGAAGCAAUCGUCAGAGCCCGGCAGCGGAGCGGGUGAGAACGCGGCAGUCCCAGUAGCGACGCGCGAGGAUGAGCGCGCACACUACGAGAAAUUCGGCACCUACGACCGCUACGAGAUGACCGAGGAGGACUGCUACUCGGAGCUCGGCUUCUCGUUCCCGGAGCGGAAGAAGUGGAUGAUCCUGUCGAUUGUGUUCCUCGUGCAGGUGUCGAUGAACUUCAACACGUCGCUGUACAGCAACGCCGUCGGCGGCAUCUCGGAGGAAUUCGGCGUCAGCGCGCAGGCGGCGCGCGUCGGUGCGGCGGCGUUUCUGGUCGCGUAUGCGUUUGGAUGCGAGCUCUGGGCGCCGUGGUCCGAGGAGCUCGGUCGAUGGCCGAUCCUGCAGCUGUCUCUGCUCUUGGUCAAUGCGUUCCAGAUCCCCGUGGCGAUUGCGCCCAACUACGCGACCAUCAUCGCGUUCCGUACGCUCGGCGGUUUGUCGACGGCUGGGGGCUCCGUCACCCUGGCCAUGGUCGCUGACAUGUGGGAGCCCGACAGCCAGCAGCACGCUGUUGCUUUCAUCGUCUUCUCGUCCGUGGGUGGCUCGGUGCUCGGGCCGAUUGUCGGCGGCUUCGUCGAGCAGUUCCUCGCCUGGCGCUGGAACAUCUGGAUCCAGCUCAUCUUCGGAUGCGCCGUCCAGAUCGCGCACGCUUGCCUCGUGCCCGAGACGCGCACAACCGUGCUCAUGGACCGCAUCGCCAAGAGGCGCAGACAGGAAGGCGACAAGGACGGCAAGCCUGUCAACGUGUGGGGCCCAAACGAGCUGACUCGGUUCAAGGAGCGCUUCAGCGCGCACGAGAUCCUCACGACGUGGAUCCGCCCCUUCCGCAUGUUCCUGACCGAGCCCAUUGUGCUUGUUUUGUCGCUGCUCUCUGGGUUCUCCGACGCCAUCAUCUUCAUGUUCCUGCAGUCGUACGCGCUCGUGUACGCCCAGUGGGGCUUUGCGCCCUUGGCCAUUGGCCUCGCGUUCGUCCCAAUCGGCAUCGGCUACCUGCUCGCAUGGCUCUCCUUCUUCCCGGCGAUCAAGCGCAACGAGCGCCUCCGCAGGGAGCGCCCCGGAGACGAAAAGGCGCAGUACGAAGCGCGUCUCUGGUGGCUGCUGUACACGGCGCCCUGCCUCCCCGUCGGGCUGAUCGUGUUCGCGUGGACGUCGACCGGGCCGCCGCUGCACUGGAUCGGAAGCAUGGUCGCAUCCGCAGUCAUCGGCAUCGCCAACUACGCCAUCUACAUGGCGACCGUCGACUACAUGAUCUGCGCGUACGGGCCGUACUCUGCGUCAGCGACGGGCGGCAACGGAUGGGCGCGCGACUUCCUCGCGGGCGUGCUCACGCUGCCGGCGACGCCCUUCUUCCAGAACAUUGGGGCCAGGCCGCUCGCGAACGCGUCGACGAUUCUGUUCUGCAUCUCGCUGCUGCUGGUCGUGUCUGUCUAUGUCAUCUACUGGAAGGGCCCGGGGCUGCGGAAGCGGUCGCCGUUUGCGCAGCAGCUGGCCGGGGCGCGCGAGGACACGGGCGGCAGGCGCGCGAGCCAUCUGCCCGGUGCGUAUGGCUCGCGGGUCAACUCGGUUUCGGGCAACGAACGGCCUGGGAUGCCUGGCUCGCGGAGGGGGAGCGUGAUUAGAGGGACGAGCUUCCAGGGGAGAGCAGCGGGAUCGCGCGGGAACAGUGUUGCGAAUGCUGCAUAG
Messenger RNA from Didymella exigua CBS 183.55, 1803 nucleotides. RefSeq names its product MFS general substrate transporter. Lineage: Eukaryota; Fungi; Ascomycota; Dothideomycetes; Pleosporales; Didymellaceae. Gene Ontology annotation, biological process: transmembrane transport. The coding region runs from base 1 to 1803 and encodes 600 amino acids. The transcript has a single exon. Gene Ontology annotation, molecular function: transmembrane transporter activity. The record is from RefSeq and is a predicted model, not a curated record.